AUGAGGCCGACCGGACAGGACGCCACUGUAGUCGUCGUCUCCAACCCCGUCGACCUGGCCACCACGCUCGUCCUCGAGCUGUCCAAGCUGCCCCAGUCUCAGGUCCUAGGCACCGGCACCUUUCUCGACUCUGUGCGCAUCCGGGGCAUGAUUGCCGACGAGAUCGGGGUAGCGGCGUGGUCGACGGCGACAGUCGGCGGCGUUGCUCUCGACAAGUCGCUCCGGCACAGCAAUCAGAUUGACCGUGGAAAGGUGGCGCAGGAAUGCAAGGACAGGUCGGAAAGCGCAAUUCGGGCCAAGGGCGCCAACCCGUUUGGCAUCAGCUCCAUCGUCUGCAGCAUUUGCUCGUCGAUACUGCUGGACAAGCGCAACGUUCGUCCCAUUAGCUGCUUCCGCCCGGGGUACGGAUGCUGCUUCAGCUGGCCUGUUGCUCUGGGGAGAAGGGGCAUUGUCAGAGCCACCGAUGUGCCGCUGAACAGCACGGAGAGGGCCGAAAUAGACGAGGCGGCAAAGAGGCUGAAGGACUUGGUGACUCGUGUUGUCGCCGAUUGCCAGUCGUGGACUAUGGGAAAACGGCGGCGCAUCUGGAACCAGAACUUGAAGUGUACUGCUGGAAGGUGUGCGCUCUUUGGGGGGUUGUAUUACGUUUGA
This is a messenger RNA of Metarhizium album ARSEF 1941, 651 nucleotides long. Its product is annotated as lactate dehydrogenase. Gene Ontology annotation, biological process: carboxylic acid metabolic process. Gene Ontology annotation, molecular function: oxidoreductase activity, acting on the CH-OH group of donors, NAD or NADP as acceptor. NCBI's taxonomy places the organism in Eukaryota, Fungi, Ascomycota, Sordariomycetes, Hypocreales, Clavicipitaceae. The transcript has 3 exons. The coding region runs from base 1 to 651 and encodes 216 amino acids. The record is from RefSeq and is a predicted model, not a curated record.